Molecule: messenger RNA, 1075 nt
Organism: Tigriopus californicus
Lineage: Eukaryota; Metazoa; Arthropoda; Copepoda; Harpacticoida; Harpacticidae
Product: josephin-like protein
Exons: 3
Coding region: 8-559 (183 amino acids)
Biological process (GO): protein deubiquitination
Molecular function (GO): cysteine-type deubiquitinase activity
Source: RefSeq, a predicted model, not a curated record
CCGCACCAUGGCUUUGGAAGAGGAGACCUCUCAGCUUUACUUGGAACAUCAACGUCUUCAAUUAUGCGCUGUACAUGUAUUGAACAAUCUAUUCCAAGACAGCCGAGCAUUCAGCCAAGCGCAAUUGAACCAGAUAUGCUUGUCGCUAAAUCCUUCCCACUUUUUUAACCCUCACAAGUCUUGGAUAGGAUUGGGCAACUACGAUGUGAACGUUAUAAUGGCUGCUUUAAGUCAAAGGAACAUGAACGUUCAGUGGUUUGACAAACGGCGACCCAUUGAGGAACUGCCCGUCAAUGGCGUGUUCGGAUACAUUAUGAACAUACCCAGUGCCUUCAAAUUGUUCGGCUGGAUCAAUUGGCCAGGAAACCAGCGCCAUUGGGUGGCGAUUAAGUAUUUCGAAUCAUUUAACGAAUAUGUGUUACUGGAUUCUAACGCAAAGGAACCUCAGCGUUUGGGCGAGAUCUUCUCACUGGAUUUAGGUUUCUGGACUGCGUGCUCACAUAGGUCAAGCCAUGAUUGGAGACCCGUCCACGGAGGUAUUGGUUGUAUUCUCGACUGAAGAACUGCAAACCUAACAGGACCAUCACUUAUAAGUUCAACGAUACAGGGACCUAGCCCACUUUGAAAUACAUGACUGAAUGGAUGGCUCAUCAUCGGUUAUGGACACGAAACGGCCAAGGGUUGUAAAGCGUGCUUGGUGUUGAACUCAAGUUUAUUGGCAUACAUUUAACGGAACUAAUAGACUCUGGUGACGGUUGGUGGCCGUUGUGGGGGACUUAAUCUUGGCCGGACAAGAACUUGGACAUGAAAUCCUUGGGCCGAUCGUCGACUGUCACUUUGAAGAACUUGGAGAUAAUGUGCGUAGGCAUGGCCCAAUUCUCGGCCACCUCCUUAAGAUCUUGCUGACCCUAGAAAGAAAAUACACAUCACUGAUAGCACAUACGCCCAAUCAACAGUGACGGAAACAAGCCCGAGAUAUCUGAAAUGACACAUUUAACUGAGGCAGAAGUUGAUUAUGUCAGGUUUGUAAAAGGUUUGCAUGACAAGGAAUACAUGUGUGGCAUCUUCGGAUAAA